Messenger RNA from Pezoporus occidentalis (night parrot), 3407 nucleotides. RefSeq names its product CD93 molecule (gene CD93). The record is from RefSeq and is a predicted model, not a curated record. Gene Ontology annotation, molecular function: calcium ion binding; extracellular matrix binding; extracellular matrix protein binding. Bases 99 to 1790 code for a protein of 563 amino acids. The transcript has a single exon. NCBI's taxonomy places the organism in Eukaryota, Metazoa, Chordata, Aves, Psittaciformes, Psittacidae. Gene Ontology annotation, cellular component: external side of plasma membrane; extracellular matrix. Gene Ontology annotation, biological process: cell migration.
CCCGGAAACACGGGAUGCACGUCGGGCGAGCGCGGCAGGACGAGGGGAUGUGAGCCGGCGGCUGUCGAGUGUCCCCCCCCCCGGGUCCGUGCAGUGGGAUGGAUGCCCCCCGGCUGCUGCCGCUGCCGCUGCUGCUGCCGCUGCUGCUGGCGCUGCCGGUGCCCGGCGAGGAGGAAGCGGCGGUGCUGUGCGCCGGCACCGCCUGCUACACCCUGCACCGAGCCACGCUGGACUGGGGCAGCGCCCAGGAGCGCUGCCGGCUCAACGGGGGCAACCUGGCCCCGGUGCGCAGCGCCGGCGAGGCCGCGCGGCUGCGGGAGCUGCUGGCGGCCGCGGGCUGGACGGGGCCGGCCUGGAUCGGGCUCUCGCUGCUGCGGGGCCGCUGCGUGCAGCCGCAGGAGCCGCUGCGGGGCUUCGCGUGGGCGGCCGGCGGCGAGCGGGGCAACUUCUCCUUGUGGCUGUCGGAGCCCGCCGUGACCUGCCUGAGCUCCCGCUGCGUGAGCCUGCGGCCCGCGGGCUGGGCCGACGGCCCCUGCCGGGCCCCGCUGCCCGCCUUCCUCUGCAAGUUCAGCUUCCAGGGCAUGUGCGGGCCGCUGCCGCUGGCCGCGCUGCACCGCGUCACCUACAGCACCCCGUUCGGCGUGCGCAGCGCCCGCCUGCCCGCCGCCCCCUUCGGCACCCUGGCCGAGGCGCGGUGCGACGGCAGCCCCCGCGCCGCCUUCGCCGUCUGCAGGGGGACGGUGGAAGGGGGCGGCUUCGCUUGGCACCCCCCCGGCCCGCUCUGCCCCACCGCCUGCGCGCACAGCAACGGCGGCUGCCAGCAGCGCUGCCUGGAGGAGCCGGGGCAGCCCCCGCGCUGUGCCUGCCUCCCCGGGCACGUCCUGGCGCCGGACAUGGUGUCCUGUGUGCCCGAGGACGUCUGCAACCCCAGCCCCUGCCAGGGCACCUGCCGCGCCCGUCCCGGCGGCUUCGAGUGCGGCUGCGAAGAGGGGUACACCCUGGCGCCCGACGGACGGAGCUGCUUGGAUGCGGACGAGUGCCAGGCCGGGCCCUGCCAGCACGACUGCUACAACACGGCCGGCAGCUUUGUCUGCCUCUGCCGGCCCGGCUACCAGCCAGAGGCGCCGGGUAGCCCCCUCUGCAGCGACGAGGAUGAGUGUGCCCGGCCGGGCGUCUGCCCCCAGCUCUGCAUCAACGUCCCCGGCUCCUUCCAGUGCGCCUGCCAGCCCGGCUACAAGCGCCAGCCCGGGAGCAGCGAUGCCUGCGUGGAUGUGGAUGAGUGCCUGCAGGGUCCCUGCCCCGGGCUCUGCCGCAACCUGCCCGGCAGCUACGAGUGCCUCUGCCCCCCCGGCUUCCUCCUGGAGGAGGAUGGACACGGCUGCCGCCCUGCACCCACCAACGCAGAGGAGCCCGUGGGGGUCUCCAGCAGCACCCCGAGGACCACGGGCAUCUCACGGACCACGGGCAUCACCCGGACCUCGGGCACCCCAUGGACCACGAGCGUCCCCCACACCACGAGCAUCCCUGCUGGGGCAACAACACCGUCCCCCACAGCAGUAGGGUCAGCUCCCGGCGCCGAGCACAGCGCCGAUGGCCCCAGGCUGCUCCUCUACUACAUCCUGGGCAGCCUGGUGGCCAUCCUGCUGCUGCUGGCCUUCGCCCUGGUCCUGGUGGCUUGCAGGAGGAGGGAGGCCAGGAAGGAGAAGCGGCCGGCUAAGAGUGCGGCUGACAACUACUGCUGGGUGCCCGAGCAGCCGGAGAGCCAUGGGGCAGGCGGUGAGCGCAGGUAACGGUGCCCGGGGCAGCAAAGGGGGAGGAAAAGCCUCCAUGGGGCAGAGCUGGUUUGCAGAUGGGAAAGAGAAGAAACAGGGAUGGGGGGGGCGGGGGGUGGUGCUGUCUGUUCAACGUGGGGUUACGUGUCCAAGAGCCUGUCCUGGGGCUCCUUGUGAACCAGGAGCUGAUCUCCCCCCCCUCAAAGGCAGUGCUGGUGGGAAGGCAGCUGGAAUGUGUCCUGUAAUGUGGUUUAGAAACCAGCCACUGCUCCUCCGACAGGGACAGUGCUGCGAGGUGAAAGGGAAUGGGGUUGGAUUCAGCGCUGCAGAACCUCACUCUGCUUAAACCCAGCAAGUUAAAAGGACUGAUUUCACUUCCUAAAGGAAACCAGUUCAUUUCGCUUGUCAUUUGGUCUCCCCUCCCUGCGUUUGAAAUGCUGACAUGAGAAAGCAGCCCAGUCCCUGCCCUGUCCUUGCACCCCCCCCAGUCCUGUGCCAUCCCAAAAGCACUGCCAGUGUCCCCCCUUGCCCGCCUGACCAUGGACAGCCUGCAUUCAUCCGUGGGUUUGCGUUGUUCUCCAUGGGACGGCUCUGAAAUCCUCCUGUGUUUCCCCAGGACAAGCACCGGUGGCUGCAGCCACAAGCAGAGGGUGUUUGUCGUGCUUUGUUGUUAAAGAUGUCCCACGAGAGGUGAUGGAAAUAAACCUGUUUAAAACCACAGCAGCAGCCAGCUUCUCACAGGGAGCAGGGCUGGUGGGUGUCAGCCAUCCGCCCCUGCUGCUCCCAGCGGCAUUGAGCUGGGUUUGGAGCAGCAGGACAGCGGUGCUUCCCAAGGGAUGGAGCCCCUUUACCUGGAUCCAGCCCCUAAGCUCGGGAAGUGCACAGCCCAGGGAAAGCUGUAGACAAGGAGAGACUGUAUAGGCCUCUAUAGGUGGGGGAAACAAGGUUUAGGAGCACCAUGGACCUGUUUCCUGUGCGUUCAGUGUAAAAACACUUGGAAAAUAGAGAAGACAACACUCGCCUUCACAUACAGCCGGAUGUGAGGGGGCUUUUCCUCUUGGAUCGUACUUCUGGGGUAGAAGCCUUUCCUGACAGCUUGGGGUCCAGGCUGAGCGUGUUUUCCAUCCCUCUCCCUCUAAAGGAUGCACUGGAUGUUGUGUAUGUGCUGUUGCUGUAUAGAAAGUGUCUAACCUGGCUUCAGAGCACAAGUGUUGUCGGGGUGAAGUUCCACAGCCUUGCCCUGGUACCUCACUUCAGAGAGCUCUUCACACUCAGUGAUUCCAGACAAGGAAGCUUCAUCGAGCUGCUCCAGCAUGGACCCUUCCCCAAACCCCCAAAGGGCGCAGAGGCCGUUCCUGCUUCCCAUCGAGCUUCAGUGUGUGCCCACACUCCACACGGGAAAAGGGUGCUAGGGAAGAACAGGGAUGUCCUGGGGGGGGACGGGGACCAGAGUUUCCUGAAGUUUCUGCUGGGUUUAUUGUCUCCUCGAGGCUUAAUUGCUGCCGAGAUGGGACCUGAGCACAAAGGAGUCUGCGGCAGGCAGGGACCUGCAUCCUGUUCUUCCACGGGAAAAAAAACCCUUUCCUGCUGGGUUUUUUCCGUCUUCGUGUCUCCAUUGUGGAAUGACCCAAACAA